AGAGCGAGUGAGACCCGCGGCCCUGGCCGGGGACGACCUGGGCUGCAGCCAUGGAGGACCAGAGGGAGGCUCUGCGGAAGAUCAUCACGACACUGGCUGUGAAAAAUGAAGAGAUUCAGAGUUUCAUUUACUCCCUCAAGCAGAUGCUGUUGAACGUGGAGGCGAACUCGGCCAAGGUGCAGGAGGAUCUGGAAGCCGAGUUCCAGUCCCUCUUCUCCCUCCUGGAGGAGCUGAAGGAGGGCAUGCUCAUGAAGAUAAAGCAGGACCGUGCCAGCCGCGCCUAUGAGCUGCAGAACCAGCUGGCUGCCUGCACGCGAGCUCUGGAGAGCUCUGAGGAGCUUCUGGAGACAGCCAACCAGACCCUGCAGGCCACGGACCGCGAGGACUUUCCUCAGGCUGCCAAGCAAAUCAAAGAUGGUGUGACAAUGGCCCCCGCCUUCCGGCUGUCAUUGAAAGCCAAGGUCAGCGACAACAUGAGUCACCUCAUGGUGGACUUUGCACAGGAGCGGAGGAUGCUACAGGCACUCACGUUCCUGCCUGUGCCUAGCGCCCCUGUGAUCGACCUGGCCGAGUCCCUGGUGGCCGACAAUUGUGUAACCUUGGUGUGGCGCAUGCCGGACGAGGACAGCAAGAUUGACCACUAUGUGCUGGAGUAUCGGCGGACCAACUUUGAGGGCCCGCCCCGCCUCAAGGAGGACCAGCCCUGGAUGGUCAUUGAGGGCAUCCAGCAGACAGAAUACACCCUGACCGGUCUCAAGUUUGACAUGAAAUACAUGAAUUUCCGUGUGAAGGCCUGUAAUAAGGCAGUUUCAGGCGAGUUCUCUGAGCCAGUGACCCUGGAGACACCAGCGUUCAUGUUCCGCCUGGAUGCGUCCACAUCCCACCAGAACCUGCGGGUGGAUGAUCUCUCCGUGGAGUGGGACGCCAUGGGCGGGAAGGUGCAGGAUAUCAAAGCUCGCGAGAAAGAUGGCAAGGGGCGGACGGCGUCUCCCGUCAACUCCCCAGCCAGAGGUACUCCAUCUCCCAAGAGGAUGCCCUCGGGUCGUGGGGGACGGGAUCGCUUCACAGCUGAGUCCUACACGGUGCUGGGGGACACGCUGAUUGACGGCGGGGAGCAUUACUGGGAGGUGCGCUACGAGCCGGACAGCAAGGCUUUUGGCUUGGGGGUGGCCUACCGCAGCCUGGGCCGCUUCGAGCAGCUGGGCAAGACAGCCGCGUCCUGGUGCCUGUAUGUCAACAACUGGCUGCAGGUCAGCUUCACUGCCAAGCACGCCAACAAGGCCAAGGUGCUGGACACCCCCGUGCCCGACUGCCUGGGCGUGCACUGCGACUUCCACCAAGGCCUCCUGUCCUUCUACAACGCCCGCACCAAACAGCUGCUGCACACCUUCAAGGCCAAGUUCACACAGCCGCUGCUGCCGGCUUUCACGGUGUGGUGCGGCAGCUUCCACGUGACGGCAGGCCUACAGGUCCCCAGCUCUGUGCGCUGCCUGCAGAAGCGGGGCAGUGCUACCAGCAGCUCCAACACCAGCCUCACCUAG
This is a messenger RNA of Kogia breviceps (pygmy sperm whale), 1541 nucleotides long. It is a transcript of the gene FSD1, whose product is annotated as fibronectin type III and SPRY domain containing 1. Gene Ontology annotation, cellular component: microtubule. Lineage: Eukaryota; Metazoa; Chordata; Mammalia; Artiodactyla; Physeteridae. Gene Ontology annotation, biological process: regulation of mitotic spindle organization; regulation of cell division. Gene Ontology annotation, molecular function: microtubule binding. The record is from RefSeq and is a predicted model, not a curated record.